This is a messenger RNA of Moesziomyces aphidis, 5793 nucleotides long. Lineage: Eukaryota; Fungi; Basidiomycota; Ustilaginomycetes; Ustilaginales; Ustilaginaceae. The record is from the annotation of a GenBank genome assembly.
AUGUUCCCCAAGCAACAUCCGCUCUUCCCAUCUGCAUCCGAUCCUUUUCCUCCGACAACCUCCUCGUUCCUUUCACGAGAUCACAGUUCCGAGCGCCUUCACUUCCCUCUCUGCGGACCAUCACAUUUGCACGGCACGGCGGCGGACCGGCUCAUUCACCAUCGCUCACACCGAGCCUCAGUCCGAGCCCAUAACAACAAGGUUGGAUCCCCACCGUCGCUCGCCGACUCGGCCCCGUCUCGCAGAGUGCGCGGUGUGGCGCAGCACACGUCCGUUGGCGCAGACCACGCUGCAGAGGCAGAGGAGCUGCUCUUGCGUGCAUCCGGCGCAGCUGCAUCGGCAUCCCGGCAAAACGGCCCCACCUUCAUGUCAACUGGCGGCACUCACUCUCAUCAUGCAGAAACAUCCUCCAGCAAUUUGAGCGGCUCCCACCACAGCGGCGCAGAGAAUGGCCACGACGCUCCAGCUGCAGGCACCAACGGCGACGCAUCGCACGCCGAGACUUCACGCCAAGGAUCCACCUCGGGCGAAAGAUCCGUUUCUCCUCGCAAUGAGGCAACGCCAGCCGCACCAGUCAAGAGGAAGCGCCUCGCUGCAGAGUUAGCCUUCUCCAGUCCGGGACCCGCGUUUCAGCUGCAAAAGGAUGCCGAAGCCGACGAGCAGCUGACCAGCGACACUCCCGGUCGGGCACGCCGACCCCGUCGCAGCACUACGCUCAACGGCGGAGGCACGAGUAGUCUCACGAGCAAUCGAAGGGCGUCUCAAUCGCGUCCCCAGCAAGUCUCUGCAUCGUUGCGGGACGAGGAACCCUUCGACGCGAAACCUAGACUGACGCCGACAAUCUCACCCAAACCUUACGCCAACGAAGCCGACCUUGACGCGCCAAAUGAGACGACUCGGAUCGGCACGGAGGCAGGCCCCAUCGCCUCGACCAGCUCAAGUCGAUCGGAUCGAUCCAGAUCGAGGAGCAGAUCGGCCUUCCAGCAAGACGAAUCGGAGACGCAGUCGUUCUCCGAUCAGGGCCAAGCCGAGUCGCCUGCGAAGCCUCCUCUUCCACUUCGUACAAGGCCACAGAUCACCCCGAUUGCAGCACACGAUGCUGCCACGCCGCUGCCACAGAUCCUAGAGCGCCGUAGACACGAGAAGGUCGCCGUCGCUCAGUCGGAUCUCGAAGAGGUGCACGACCGCCAUGACAUGCUCGUACGCGAGCUCUUCCACCUGACCAAGUUUGUCACCAUGGUCGGCUACGACCCAGACGAAGCGCGUAACGACCAGAGCGACGUCUUCACGACUUUCAAGCAUGCCCACGAUCUUCGCUUCAGCCUCGACGAUGCCGGCUCAGGCGCCGAAGCUUCCGGUUCAGGCCGUGUCACUCGACGCCGCGUCAAUGCCAGGCUCGAGAGCCUCUCGCUGAAACGCCCGCCUCCUCCCACCAGUCCAGCCACGCGCGCUACUUCUGCAAAGAACGGCAGCAAACGCCGCUCCAGCGACAGAUUCCCCGGUCGUGCUUCGUCCAGCACUGCUGAGCCCGAAGCCCGCGGCAGCACGGCAGAUGCAUCCGAGGGCGCAACCAGCGACGACAACAGCCAAGAUGAAGAUGACAUCUCGGAUAUGAGCGACAGCCAAGCAGCAUCCAGGAGGGCAGGGAAGCAGAAGAGCAGCAGAGGUCGGUCCAAAGGAAAGCAGAAGCAAUCGCGGACGACGGCGCCCUCACGCAAAAGGCAAUCUUCUUUUGCAGACGAUUCUUUCGACACGCCUGCAAAGCGCAGCAGCGGUGCUCGCAAAAGCAAAGCGCUCGACGAGCUCGAUGCCUUCAUCCUCCGACAUCAGCCUCGACCGCUUCCCGAACAGGCUCCUCCAUUGCACAUCUUGGCUCCGCAUCAAGUUCCAGCUCUCAAACGCUUCGGUGGCGACAUCAAUGCUCUCUGGACUUCGUUCGAUCUGCUGCGCGAUGGCGAGGGCGGCCGCGAUCCGGCCGAGGUCGAGGCCGAAGAUCUUCAGACGUAUCUCCGCAGGGACCAGAGGUGGCGUGCGGGUCUACCGAUCCAUCCCGAGUCCGGCGGAAUCGCACGUCACGUCCCUGCCAAGGCUGCACGCACGACCAAGUCGCAUCACGACCACCUGCUCGAUGCUGUGGCUGCUAGCUACCAGCCCAUGCGGCAGUACGCCAAGUCUCGGCAGCAGAACGCGCGCAGAGUGGCCCGCAUGGUGGCCCAGCACUGGGAGCGUCAGCUCGGCUCGUCGGAGCGCGAGAAGAAGGCAGAGGAGAAGCGCAUCCGCGCGCUGGCAAAGUGGACAUUGCGUGAAGUGCUCAAGCAGUGGCGCUUGGCCGUCAACGUGGUCAGGGCGCGUAAGGCGGCAGCCGAAAAGGCCGAGAAGGAGAAGCUCGACAAGGAGCAGCUCAACGCCAUCCUCGAACAGAGCACAGCCAUGCUCAAGAAGCAACACCAAGUCAUGACAACCAACGCCGACGGCUUCUCGGACAGCGACAUGGAUGGCAACAGCGAUCGCACCAGCUACGGCAGCGACGAUUCCACCGAGGCGGCCGAGUCAGAGGAUGAAGCCAGUGACGCGGACCCUGACGCUGACGUCGACGAAGGGAUUGAUGCUCGUGAUGGCUCGGAACCUGCUACAGUUGAAGCAUUGCCAGCUACAAUCGCAGAAGUCGACGCCAUCGACGACGCCACGUCUGCAACAGGCGCAAGCACUCCAGCCGCUGCCGAGACGCAGCCUAGUCCUGUCCAUGCUCCUGCAUCGAGCCGUCCGCAGAGAUCGUCAAGGCGCACCAGAGGUGCAGCAAGGCCGACCGCGGCACAACAAGCGCGGGCCGCCGCCAAGUUGGAAGCCGAUGACGUCGAGUUUGCCGUCGCCGAGGCUGACGACGCGGAGGAAGAGGAUGCUGAGCUCGAACGCCAGAUGUGGGAGGAAGACGAAGAAGACGAUAGCGAAGAUGCCGGCCUCGCAGCGGACGCCAAUAUACCCAUCGAGGAGCUGCUCAAGAGAUACGGAUACGGAGCUAGCCCUGAAGAGGCGGAAAGCGAGGACAACGACAACCAAGCUGAUGCCGGCGCCAGCACAGCCAACCAAUCUGAUCGAGAGCCCGACGAACAGAUGCCGGACGUUGAAGAUGUCAAGGGCGAAGAGGCCACGGACGACGACAAGGACACAGAAGCAUCGGACGAAGAAACACCCACAAGGGAGGAUCGUUCGGCGUCGCUGGCGCUGCUCCGGCAGGCCGAUGAAUCCGCCGACGAGCUCAGUGAUGCGGAAUCCGUUGCCACGGGCGGACGUCGAGGCAGCCGUCGUUCGAUGACACGCGCCUCGUCCAUCGUCUCUUCCGACCGGGCCGUGACUCGUUCGCGUCAGCCUUUCCUACUUCGCGGCCAGCUGCGUCCGUACCAGCAGAUCGGCUUCGAGUGGCUCGCCAGCUUGUACGCCAACGGCAUGGGCCUGGGCAAGACCAUCCAGACCAUCUCCCUGCUCGCUCACCUCGCGUGUGACAAGGGCGUCUGGGGCCCGCAUCUCGUCGUGGCUCCGACCAGUGUGAUGCUCAACUGGGAAGUCGAGUUCAAGAAGUUCCUUCCCGGGUUCAAGAUCCUCUCGUACUACGGCAAUCAGAAGGAGCGCAAGGAGAAGCGAAUCGGCUGGAAUACCGAGAACAGCUUCAACGUCUGCAUCACCAGCUACCAACUCGUUCUGGCCGACCAGCACAUCUUCCGCCGCAAGCCGUGGGUGUACCUGGUGCUCGACGAGGCGCACCACAUCAAGAACUUUCGGUCACAACGCUGGCAGACGCUGCUCGGCUUCAACUCGCAGCGGCGCCUGCUGCUCACGGGAACUCCGCUGCAGAACAACCUCAUGGAUCUGUGGUCGCUCAUGUACUUUCUCAUGCCGCACGGAGUCAGCGAGCUGCCGGGCGGCGGAGCCUUCGCCAACAUGAAGGACUUUCAAGACUGGUUCUCCAACCCGCUCGACAAGGCCAUCGAGGGCGGCAACAGCAUGAGCGACGAGACCCGCGCCAUGGUGCAGAAGCUGCAUGCCGUGCUGCGGCCGUAUCUGCUGCGACGACUCAAGAGCGAGGUGGAAAAGGAGCUGCCGAGCAAGUACGAACACGUCAUCACGUGCCGGCUGUCGAAGCGUCAACGAUUCCUCUACAAUGACUUUAUGUCGCGCGCCAAGACGCGCGAGAGCCUGGCGAGCGGCAACUACCUCAGCAUCAUCAACUGUCUGAUGCAGCUCCGAAAGGUGUGCAAUCACCCGGACCUGUUCGAGGUGCGACCGAUCGUGACGAGCUUUGCCAUGUCGCGCUCGGUCGUGGCCGACUUCGAGAUCAAAGAUCUGCUCGUGCGGCGCGAGCUGCUGCGCGAGGAUGUGUGGGACAAGGUCGACCUGGAUGCGACGAACUUUCGGUUUACCGACCGCGAGGAGCAUCUGACGGCGAUCGAGUCGCGCGACUUGCGCCGGCUGAAUGCGGCCAAGAAGCUGCCGUACUUCGGCGACGCGGUGGCCGAGCUGCCGGAGCUUGAGACGUGGACGAUCGAUGGGUUUGCCAAGUCGCGCGAGCAGCGCCGGCUGGUGGGCGAGAUGGAAAGGUGGAAGCACGCAGCGUACAUCAACCAGUAUCGCUGCACCAAGCGGCCGGUGUAUGGCGCUGCGCUGAUCCGGAUGCUUCGCGAAGCGGGCCGAUCGGCGCGCCUGGAGCCUGCCGAGCAGCAUGAGGGCGACCGUCGCGGCUAUCUGGACAGGUGCGACAACCUGCUGCGCAUGGUGCAGUCGCGUUCGACGCGGCGCGAGAACAUGCAGCCGGUGAUUGACCGCUUUGCGUUUGUCACGCCUCGCGCCGUAGCCGUCGACAUGCCUCGCUGGGCGUUGGCCGGCUUCGAGCCGUACCAGCAACCCGAGAUGGUCAAGCCCGAAUUCGACACGGUGCACCCCGUGGCGGUUAAGCUGCACAUUGCCUUCCCGGACGCGUCGCUGCUGCAGUACGACUGCGGCAAGCUUCAGCAGCUUGACCUACUCAUGCGUCGGUUGAAGGACGGAGGUCAUCGCAUAUUGAUCUUUACACAGAUGACGCGCGUGCUCGACAUUCUCGAGUCGUUUCUCAACUACCACGGCUACCGCUACCUGCGUCUGGAUGGAGCGACCAAGGUGGAGCAGCGGCAGGCGUUGACGGAAAAGUUCAACCGCGACCUUCGCAUUUCUGCGUUCAUCCUAUCGACGCGCAGUGGCGGGUUGGGUAUCAAUCUGACGGGCGCAGACACGGUGUUGUUCUACGACCUGGAUUGGAAUGCGGCGAUCGAGGCGCAGUGUAUGGAUCGAGCGCACCGCAUCGGGCAGACGCGCGAUGUACACAUCUACCGGUUCGUGACGGAGCAUACGAUCGAGGAGAACAUGCUGCGCAAGGCGAAUCAGAAGCGGCUGCUCGACAGCGUUGUGAUUCAGCAGGGCGAGUUCAACACCGAGACGCUGGCCAAGCGCAUCGACUGGCGCGACAUGCUCGAUGACGGCGGCAGGCUGGGCGAUGUCGAGGUCAAGGUUGAUGAGAGUGGCGAGACGGGUCGCGAGGUGGAGAGGGCGUUUCUGGAUGCAGAGGACGAAGAGGACCGACAGGCCGCACUGGCUGCAAGGCAGGAGAUGGUCGACGAAGACGAGUUUGACGAGCCGCAGGUGCCGGUGCAGGCGGAUGCAGAGGCCGGGCCGGUGAUUCCGCCAGAGGAGGACGAGGAGGAGGGUGGGACGGUCGACGACUACAUGCUCGGCUUUGUCGAGCGCGAGUGGGACUUUUUCGCGUAG